GUAUAGUGCACGCCCGCAAGCUUGCCACGAGUGACCAUCCUUCACUCUCCCAAGAUAACGGCCCUCCCACUCAGCCGCAACAUUGCAGCAAGGUACGCUUUGGCUAGUGCAGAAGUCCGAGAUGGCAGACACGUUGGAGUGGCCGCAUUCCAAACAGCUGGGACAUUUCUCUUUCUCAUCAUUCAUCUGCUGGGUGCCUGCGUCGAUUUGUGAACAUGGCUUCAGUCGUCGAGAAAGAUCCUUCGCAGGCGGAUGUCAAGAACACGAAUGCUUCCCCAGCUGAUACUAUCUCGGUCAAAGAUGGUACAACCACCGACACAGGACUUGUCCUCACCCAUGAUGAGUACCACCUGGCUACCCUAGGCUACAAGCAAGAGUUCGUUCGAUGCUUGGGCUUGUUCGAGUCUAUCGCGGCGACGUUUACCUCGAUGAAUUUUAUUUCGGGCAUUCCAGUUCUCUUUGGCUGGGUGAUGUACACGGGAGGUCCAAAGGCUGCCUUUGCCAACUGGACGAUGGUCGGCGGCUUCUCAUGCAUCGUCAGCUUGGUUAUGGCUGAAUUGGGCGCCGCUCUACCUACCACUGGUGGCAUUUAUUUCUGGAGUUAUCGCCUGGGAGGAGAAAAGUACGGACCGUUCUUGAGCUGGAUGACUGCCUGGUGGAAUUGGGCAGGCUGGGUCACUGUGGUGCCUGGGGUGCAACAAGGCUCGACAAACUUCCUGGUCUCGGCUCUGAUGAUCAAAUAUCCGAAUGCAGAAGUCCUGUCCAAAGGCUGGUUCCUAUGGCUUCUUACCAGUAUCGGCAUGAUCUUCGCCAUGAUCCCAAACAUCUACAGUCCUAGGCUACUGCAAUGGUAUUUCCGAUUCGCCAUGGCCAUCUUCUUCUCCCUCUUCUUCAUGUACUGGAUCUGGUUCCCAAUCGAAGCUUCUAAAAAGCAUUUCAACAGCAGUCAUGGGGUGUUUGACCUAUUUUACAAUGGUAUCAACCUGGGAGCGGAGAAGGAAGCUUCCGACGCAUACUGCUGGGUAAUCUCAGUUCUCUUCGGCGCAUGGGUCUUCUACGGCUAUGAUGCUUCUGCUCAUUUGGCCGAAGAAACGAAACAAGCAUCCACUGUGGUCGCCAAGGGCAUCUGGAUGUCCACCUUUUCAGCAUGGAUCCUGUCAGUACCGACACUCAUUCUGGUCUUGUUCUGCAUGCAGGACUUUGAUGGCAUCAUAGGUGCUACCUACGCAAACAACUGGGCCGAGUAUCUGAUUCAAACCGUGGGAGAAAAUGGUGCAGUGGCCAUUCUUUCACUCCUCUGGGUUGACUCGACGUGUGCGACUGCAUCAUGCUUCAUGUCAGCACAGCGAGUCACUUAUGCGAUCUCCCGGGACCAUGUACUUCCCUUCAGCAGUUUCUUUAGAAAACUAUCGAAGCGAAAGAUGGCCGUCAAUGCUGCGCUGCUGGUGUGUGGGAUCUCGAUUGUGGUAACGACGGCCGUCAUCGGCUCAACCGUGGCUUUUUCUGCAAUUACUGCCACCGCCACCAUUUCCACCAACUUCUCUUACCUCUUCCCAAUCGUCGCCCGGCAGACUGUAGGUCGCAAGAGCUUUGUCCCUGCAAAGUGGAAUCUGGGCAAGUUUUCGGCACCCUUGGCCACGAUCGCCACCUUAUAUAUUUCGUUCCUCUUUGUGGUUCUGCUCUUGCCGCAGCUAUAUCCGGUCAAUUCCGAGACGUUGAACUAUGCACCGAUUUGUAUUGGGAUCAUUUCUAUCGUCAGCUUGGGCGGAUGGUUCUUCCCUCGAUGGGGUGGGAGGCAUUGGUUCGAAGGGCCGAUCAAGACCAUCACGGAGGCCGAGUUGAGCAAUGCGAGAGUCGAAGGAGGAGUGGCGACAGUGGAGGAAGGCGAUGCUCUAGAUAACAUGAGGUUUGGACACCGUAAGAGCGUUUCGGAAUGA
Molecule: messenger RNA, 1937 nt
Organism: Exophiala xenobiotica
Lineage: Eukaryota; Fungi; Ascomycota; Eurotiomycetes; Chaetothyriales; Herpotrichiellaceae
Exons: 5
Coding region: 216-1937 (573 amino acids)
Biological process (GO): transmembrane transport
Cellular component (GO): membrane
Molecular function (GO): transmembrane transporter activity
Source: RefSeq, a predicted model, not a curated record